UGGCCAUUAGAGAUGGACUCGUCUCCUGCGAAGACCAAUCUGCCGGCGCGGCUUCCACGAAUUGGAAAAACCGAUCCUUUCAGUGCGCUGAUCCAAAAGCUUGCAAGCCGACAUCUUUUGCUCAUGCACUUGGCAGAUACUUUACAGAUCUCAUUGAGAAACCUAUCACGUUUGAGGAAUUCCGUACCACUCAAGACCAUCUGCUCACACCGCUGUGUCGACACUUGCUCCAUGACGUACAUCACCCUGCCCUGGUUGCAGCACUGCUGUAAGACGAAAGCUUCCGGAAACCAGAUCAAGCUGACAUUGUAUCUCGAUAGCCACUUUGUCACUCUCGAGGCCGACGAGGAGCAGGGGAUUCACGCCGCAAGGGGAUUCGCUUGUGAAGCCGUUGCUACAAGGUUUAUCAUUGGCUUGGCCGACAGGGAGAUAAUUGACUCGCUUCUAUACGAAUUAGAUAUUCCUGAUAACUCAGAGACCGACACCCAAGUCGUGAAUGAGAACCAGCCAGAACUCUUAUCGCCAGCUACCGAGCAGUCUCCUCUGCUGCCACAAUCAAGUCUACGUUCUCGUGGAAGCUACAGGAGCAGAAUCACCAUCCCUGAAUCUUAUGACGGUGUCGCUGAAGACUCAUCCGCUGCUACUAAUGCCGAAUUGGCCGAGCAAUUCGACGGUCUCAAUGCGUUGGAGAUUGCAGCUGUAUCUGGAGCCAAAAAGUUCCUAUGUCAGAAGCAGGUCCAAAGGAUCAUCAACGCAAUCUGGACUGGAGAUAUCAUGUUCUGGAACAAACUUAGCGCUGAUGCACAGAAAAAGGCGCAGAUCUACCAACGCAAAUCCAUGGAUCCUUUCUGUCGCCUGCGUGUCCCCAUCUAUCUCAAGGCUUUUGAAGUUCUCUUCUUUGUGGCAUUUCUGGCAUUCUAUUAUGCUGUCUUAAUGCAGCGUUCGUUCUACUCAGUGACUACAGCUGAGAUGUUCCUCUACAUCUGGAUCGCAUCGUUUGCCCACAACGAGAUUGGAGAGUUCUGGGAUGCAGGCACCACAACAUUCUAUCUUGCAGACUUCUGGUCCCUCUGGGACUUGUUCGUAAUAGGCAUUGGGGUUGCGUUCUUUAUUACUCGGAACGACAAGAUCAUUGAUACAUCCUUCGAUAUCCUCGCACUCGAGGCGUUGUUUCUCAUCCCUAGAAUCUGCUCUCCGCUGCUCUCUCUGAACUCUUAUUUCGGCACGCUGCUUCCAUGUCUUACUGCAAUGACGAAGGACUUCUUAAAGUUUCUUUCGCUUGUGGCAAUAUUGUACUGUGGCUUCUUGUCAACUUUCUGUCUGCUAGGUAGAGGCCAGUUCACCUUCCGCCAGAUGGCUCUCAUCCUAACGAAGGUUUUCUUCGGAAGCUCAUAUCUGGGCUUUGAAAUCAGCGAUAAGAUUUCACCUUAUCUUGGACUGCCACUCAUGCUGGUUUUUGUAACCUUAAGCAACGUUUUGUCGCAUGCCAGAGAAGAGUAUCUCUAUGUAUACUCGGUCUUUGUGCUCGAAGCAUCAACAUCGAACAGACUCACCUACUUCAUCCCUCCUUUGAACCUUUUCUCACUCGCUCUUAGACCUCUGAGAUUGUUUCUGUCUUCUGAACAGUUACGCUACAGUCGCAUAGUGGUUCUCAAAAUGACGCAUUUGCCUCAUGUACUGCUCAUAAAUCUGUACGAGAAGAUGCAGUCUGUCCGUAGAAAGAACACUACCGGAUUCGGCCUCGGAUCACCCCGAGGUAUCGAAAAGCCACCUGGUUGGAGACGAUCUGUGUUGAACAAGAGGCUCCCAUCACGAUACCCGCUGUUGGCGCCAAAUUCGAGACCUGACACGGGUGUCGACCAAUUGCAGGUGUCGCAGGGCUCACAGCCUUCGGCCCCUGCUGCCAUCAACAACGAUAUCAAGACCGUGCUCGAUCAGCUCACUUUGCAGAUAGGACAGCUCAAAGGCGUUAUCGAAGAGCAAGAGCGUCAGCUCCAAGCGAACAAUGACUAA
Molecule: messenger RNA, 2013 nt
Organism: Aureobasidium vineae
Lineage: Eukaryota; Fungi; Ascomycota; Dothideomycetes; Dothideales; Saccotheciaceae
Source: the annotation of a GenBank genome assembly